UUUAAACUUAAAUUUGUAAUAUUUAUAAUUGUUUAUAAUACUUAUAUAUUUAUAUAUUAAUAUUAUAUUAAAUACCUACUUACAUUCAGUUUAAAAUGGGUAAACAAGAAAAUAUUUUUUUGUUUGUGCCAAAUUUAAUUGGAUAUGCCAGAAUAGUUCUAGCAGUUGUUUCAAUUUACUUUAUGCCAACCAAUUACAAAGUUGCAUGCAGUUGUUAUGUGAUAAGUGCAUUAUUGGAUGCUUUUGAUGGGCAUGCAGCUCGAGCAUUUAACCAAAGUACUAAGUUUGGAGCUAUACUGGAUCAACUAACUGACCGCUGUGGAACAAUGAGCUUAUGUAUUGCGCUGUCUAAUUUUUAUCCAAAAUAUAUGUUUUUAUUUCAACUUAGCUGUAUUAUUGAUAUUGCUUGUCACUGGAUCUAUUUACACUCAUCAAUUUUGCAAGGUAAAACUAGUCAUAAAUUUGUAGAUAUGUCUGGAAAUCCCAUCAUGAAAUGGUAUUAUACAUCAAAACCCGUACUAUUUUUUAUGUGUGCAGGAAAUGAACUAUUUUUUGCAUCAUUAUAUUUAUGUCAUUUUAUUACAGGACCAAUGAUUGCAGGUCAUGGUUUAUUUAAGUUAUUAUGCUGGUUUUCAAGUCCAAUAAUGUUUGUUAAGACAUUAAUAUCAUUAAUUCAUUGUUAUGUGGCUAGUAUAAAUUUGUCCAUUAUUGAUAUGAAUGAGCGUCAAGAAAAACAAUAGGUUGUUAGUAUAUAUAAAUUUAUAUACAAAAAAAAAUUAUGAUAUAGUUUAAACAUUAAUACACAAGUGUGUUAUAUUUUUAAGCAUUCCAUUAUCAUAACACUACUCUAUUUAUUGGUUCCUUUUAUUGUAGAAGUUCAGAUAUUACGUACUUAUAAAUUAUUAAAAUGUUUGGUUUC
Messenger RNA from Rhopalosiphum maidis (corn leaf aphid), 919 nucleotides. RefSeq names its product CDP-diacylglycerol--inositol 3-phosphatidyltransferase (gene Pis). The record is from RefSeq and is a predicted model, not a curated record. Gene Ontology annotation, biological process: phosphatidylinositol biosynthetic process. Lineage: Eukaryota; Metazoa; Arthropoda; Insecta; Hemiptera; Aphididae. Gene Ontology annotation, cellular component: Golgi apparatus; membrane. Gene Ontology annotation, molecular function: CDP-diacylglycerol-inositol 3-phosphatidyltransferase activity. Bases 96 to 740 code for a protein of 214 amino acids. The transcript is spliced from 5 exons.